AUGAGUUUCAAAGGAUUCCAGAAGAGCCUGACUCGGGCACCUCAGCAAUUUAAAACCAAGUUCAACAUCGGCGAACAGACCAAAGAUGCCGUCUACAUAGAUGCCGAGCGUCGAUUCCAGGAGCUCGAGAAGGAGACGAAGAAGCUGCACGAUGAGUCCAAGAAGUACUUCGAAGCCAUCAAUGGCAUGCUCAAUCACCAGAUCGAGUUCAGUCAGGCCAUGACCGAAAUCUACAAACCCAUAUCAGGGCGCGUGUCCGACCCAGAUUCUAUCAAGCCUGAGGGCAACCCAGAGGGUAUCGAGGCGUGCGAGGAGUACGAGGCCGUGGUCAAGGAGCUCCAAGAAACGAUGGCGCCAGAGUUGGAAAUGAUUGAUACUAGGGUUAUUCGACCAGCCAACGAACUGAUGGACGUGAUCAAGGUUAUUCGCAAGACCGCCUUGAAGCGAGAACACAAGAAACUCGACUACGAUCGCCACCGGGCAACCCUCAAGAAGCUUCAGGAUAAAAAGGAGCGCAGCGCCAAGGACGAGAAGGCCAUGUGGAAAGCCGAAGGCGAUGUCGAGCAGGCGACCCAAGAUUUCGAUUAUUUCAAUAAUCUGCUCAAGGACGAGCUACCGAAGCUCUUCCACCUCGAACAAGAAUUCAUCCAGCCCCUCUUCCAGUCUUUUUACUAUAUGCAGCUCAACAUCUUCUAUACUCUGCAUGAGCGGAUGCAACGGUGCGACAUUGGCUACUUCAACCUCACGCUUGAUAUCGAGGAUGCCUUCCACGAAAAGCGAGGGGACGUUCAGGAGAGGACGGAGCAGCUAUCCAUUGUGCGGUAUAAGACGACAGGCCAGCGACGACCACCAAAGUAUCAGAAUCGCCUCGAGGCCGGGAAACCCCAGGGUCUGCUGACCCAGGGUCCCGGGGCCUCGGAGAAAGAGAAAAUGGGAGGCCAUUCACCCAACCUGUCCGAUGCCGAACCAAGCCCGCCUCCCCCGUAUACGACCGGCGGAUCCAGCCUGUCGACAAUCGCCGCGGCCAAGGCGAAGCCGCCUCCACCAAAACCAAAGCCAAGCAGACUGGUUGCGGCAGCGCCUGCCGCAGAAACGGCGACGGCUCUCUACGAUUACGCCGCCCAAGCCGACGGCGACUUGAGCUUCCAGACUGGGGAUGUAAUUGAGAUUAUUCAACGGACACAGAACGAAAACGAAUGGUGGAGUGGAAAGCUGAAAGGGAAGCAGGGGCAAUUCCCAGGAAACUAUGUUCGACUAAACAGCUGA
Molecule: messenger RNA, 1266 nt
Organism: Clonostachys solani
Lineage: Eukaryota; Fungi; Ascomycota; Sordariomycetes; Hypocreales; Bionectriaceae
Source: the annotation of a GenBank genome assembly